This is a messenger RNA of Arctia plantaginis, 2514 nucleotides long. Lineage: Eukaryota; Metazoa; Arthropoda; Insecta; Lepidoptera; Erebidae. The record is from the annotation of a GenBank genome assembly.
AUGGACUCGUUCUUCAGUCUUUUCGACCCUUCAGAAGGUAAUCAGAACAAGCAAAAACAUAAAAAGCACAAACCGGAACAGGAUACCGUCAAGAAGAAACCAGAAGUUGCCAAAGGACGCAGAAGAGGGCGCAAGUCAAACGGAAAGAACGAGACACUGCCAGAAGAGUCUUCUUUCCUCUGCGAACCAGAUCUCAGUACGGAUUUGUUAGUUAAAGAUGUCAGCUAUAUAGAGAACUUUAUUGAAAUCAAUAUGAAAGAAGAUGAUAAAAACGAUUUGAAUCAAAAACCAAAACGGCGUAACUCCAGUCGUAAAACACGCAGAAAAAAGAACAAAAUAUCUCCACCUAAAGACGUACCCAGUCCGACGUGGACACCAGAUACCGAAACCGAGCCAAAUUGGAACAACCAGUCGGCAAUACCAAAAAUUUGUGACGAUAAUAUUGGCAAAAACGUCAAUGAUUUGAAGAAAAUGAAGAAUUUGAGGAACGACAUCACAUUCCGUGAUAGAGAUGUUUAUAAUGUUAUAGAGAAAUUGGAGAAGGUUAUUCUAAAAGAUGACAUGUAUUUGGCUGGUGAUUUUGAUACAAACGAACUGGAGAAUGACGUGUUCUAUAGCUCUGAUGAUAUGGAGGAAUACCUUGAUGAUUCAACAUCAGAGCCCGAUGACUCAGGGGACGAGGUGUACGGCAGCCUACCGCCGGAACCACGAUUCGGGAAUGUCGAGUACAAAUUGCAGCUGGUCUCCCUCUGUGAAAGAAGGUUUCAGCAUCUAGUCACUCAGUUAAAAUGGCGUCUCCGUUCAGGAGGUGGAAGCGCAGUCUACGUAGUGGGGGUCCGAGACUGCGGAGCCCUAGUGGGGCUAAGAGCCAGAGCUCUAAGGUCUUCGCUGGUGUCCCUACGCCGUAUGGCGCAUGCUAUAGGAGCGACGCUCACGCACGUGACCGCUCGGAGAGUGGCGCCACAUCGGGCGGUCGCUGAAGUUAAUAUUAGGAAGUUACCGGAUCCCAAGCAGAGCGUGGAGCUUCGAGUGGCUGUGAUGGGUGCCAACGAAGCUGGCAAGUCCACCCUCAUUGGUGUACUGACACAAGGUGAACUUGACAACGGCCGAGGGAGUGCCCGCUUAAACAUGUUCCGACAUUUACAUGAAGUCAAGAGUGGGAGGACUUCUUCUCUGAGCCAUGAGAUACUUGGAUUUGAUGCACAGGGUAAUGUUGUAAAUUACGGAUGUUCAGAGCUGAUGACGGCAGAGAGGAUAGGCGAGAGGAGUGCUAAACUGGUCUCGUUCUUGGAUCUGGCCGGACACAGCAAGUAUCAGAGGACCACGUUACACGGAUUGACUGGUUAUUCUCCGCAUUACGCGAUGCUGGUGAUUUCGGCCACAGCCGGCAUCAUACCAAUCACAGAGGAACAUAUAAGUCUACUAUCAGCUCUGGACCUUCCGUUCUUCGCGGUGAUCAGCAAGUGUGAUAUCUCCACUACAGCCGUCAAGAGUCUACUGGACAGGCUCGCGGAAUUACUCGCGCCGACGAAUAAGAAACCUGUUCUAAUCACGGACGAGAACUUGGCAAGGAAUUGCGUCGCGCCACAGAAACUUAUAAUCGAUUCAUUGGACAACAGGCACGAUGUUAAGGAUGUUUGUUCGGAGUCAGAAAUUAUCCCGGUGUUUCCCGUGAGCUGUGUCAAAGGGAACGGUAUAAGCGCAUUACACGCUUACCUCCUGGCCCUACGACCGCCCGAGCACGUGACCACACAUCGAACUGAUGACGAAGAUGGCUGCGAAUUCCAAAUUGAUGAGAUCUUUCAUGUCGGUGACAGCACUUCGCCUGUUGUUGGUGGUCUGCUGGCUAAAGGAUUCUUAUGCGAGGGAGAUACUGUCAUUCUCGGUCCCCUGGAGGACGGGUCGUUCGCGCCGGUGGUGGUGCGCAGCAUCUACCGCAACCGCGCGCCCGUGGGCGGGGUGCGCGCCGGCGCGUGCGCCAGCGUGGGGCUCGCGGGGGGCGCGCCCCGCGCCGGCAUGAUAAAACAGUUGAUAGAACAAAACAUAGCGGACAAAACAAAAUCUAGGAAGAACGUGAAAAGAAAUAAGAAUUUACUUCAGGAUAUUUCGAAAGUUGAAGAAUCUCUCAGCAAAGAUAUGGUUGAUAUGGAAGCGAACACUUUUGACCAGGAUUGUAUGGAAUGCCUGUGCCGUGACAAAGUGAUUCUGGAAGAUCCAAACGACCCAAGAGGAUGUAUAUAUUUCCAGGCGUCAGUACAAGUUCUUCGCCACUCCACUGCCAUCUAUCCUGGGUUUCAAUGCACAGUACAUGUUGGGAAUGUCCGACAGACAGCUAUAAUAGAGGGCAUCAUGACUCUAAACGCAGUGCUCCGUGCAGACGAGUCGGCGUCCGUGGUGUUCAGGUUCGUGCGCUGUCCCGAGUACCUCGUGAGGGGCAGGCGACUUCUCUUCACAGCAGGACUUGGCACAAGGGGAAUCGGCAGAAUCACACAAAUCUUUCCUUACGUACCUUGA